Molecule: messenger RNA, 1953 nt
Organism: Eremothecium cymbalariae DBVPG#7215
Lineage: Eukaryota; Fungi; Ascomycota; Saccharomycetes; Saccharomycetales; Saccharomycetaceae
Product: arginine--tRNA ligase
Exons: 1
Coding region: 1-1953 (650 amino acids)
Biological process (GO): arginyl-tRNA aminoacylation; mitochondrial translation
Cellular component (GO): cytoplasm; mitochondrion
Molecular function (GO): ATP binding; arginine-tRNA ligase activity
Source: RefSeq, a predicted model, not a curated record
AUGUUUCAGAGACUUUCACGGGCAUUUUUAUCAGUAAGACAUUUAAACAGUAGAAAAUACCUUUUGCUAGACGCUUACAGUGCAUAUCGACAACCGGUAAAUUUGUUUCAACGAACCUUUUCUUCCAAUAUGUCUGCAGUCGAAAAUGUGUGCUCCAUGCUAGCUAGAUUAUCCAUUCAAGAGCCUAAAAGAAUUGAGGGAUCUCAUCCUGAUGUUAAUGUGAUUGAUUUGAUGAGAAAUUAUAUCUCGCAAGAAUUAUCAACUAUAUCCGGUGUUUGUUCAUCUUUGAUUUAUGAGGCUUUAGAGUGGACCAACACUUUAGACAGAGGGGAUUUGUUGAUUCCAGUGCCUAGAUUGAGAAUUAAGGGGUCUAAUCCAAAUGAUUUGGCUUCUGAAUGGGCUUCUAAUUUCCCAUGCGGUGAAUUUUUGGAUAAAGUGGAGGCCAGUGGUUCUUUUAUCAAGUUUUUUUUCAAGCCAGAGUUCUUAUUUAAGUUUGUCAUACCUGAUGUUUUGAAUAGAGGAGAAGAUUAUGGAGCUUGUAAGUUAGUUGAAAAUAAGAGGGUUAUCAUUGAGUUUUCUUCUCCAAACAUUGCGAAGCCGUUUCAUGCCGGUCAUUUGAGAUCGACGAUCAUUGGCGGGUUUUUGUCUAAUUUAUACGAGAAAUUAGGUUGGGAUGUCAUUAGAAUGAAUUACUUGGGUGACUGGGGGAAACAAUUUGGGUUGCUUGCUGUUGGCUUUGAGAGAUAUGGUGACGAGGAGGCACUACAGAAUGACCCAAUUAGACAUCUAUUUGAUGUAUACGUUCGUAUUAAUAAGGAUGUUGCAUCAGAAGGUGACUCAAAGGCCGAUGGUGAGUCCACCAAUGAAAGAGCGCGCGUUUACUUCAAGAAGAUGGAGGAUGGGGAUGAAAACGCUUUAAAAAUCUGGAAACGCUUCCGUGACUUGUCUAUUAAAAAAUACGUAGACACAUAUGCCCGUUUGAAUAUCAAAUAUGAUGUCUACUCCGGCGAAUCCCAAGUAAACAAAAAGUCUAUGGAUAAAGCUUUAGAGCUUUUUAAAGAAAAGGGCCUAACCCACGAGGAUAAGGGUGCUGUUUUGAUCGACCUAACCAAGUUCAAAAAGAAGCUAGGAAAAGUCAUUGUACAGAAAUCAGACGGUACUACUUUAUACUUGACAAGAGACGUCGGAGCUGCUAUAGACCGUUACGAAAAGUAUAAAUUCGAUAAAAUGAUCUACGUAAUUGCUUCGCAACAAGAUCUACACACCGCUCAAUUCUUUGAAAUUUUGAAGCAGAUGGGCUUCGAAUGGGCCAACAAUUUGCAACAUGUCAACUUCGGCAUGGUUCAAGGCAUGUCGACCAGGAAAGGCACUGUAGUAUUCCUAGACAAUAUUCUUGAAGAAACAAAGGAAAACAUGCACGAAGUUAUGAGAAAAAACGAAACCAAGUAUGCUCAAGUCGAGAACCCUGACCAAGUCGCAGACUUGGUUGGCAUUUCCUCCGUCAUGAUUCAAGAUAUGCAAGCUAAAAGAAUCAAUAACUACGAAUUCAAAUGGGAAAGAAUGCUUUCAUUCGAAGGCGACACGGGCCCAUACUUGCAGUACGCUCACUCAAGAUUGAGGUCCGUCGCAAGAAACGCAUCUGACAUUACCCCUGACGAAUGGCCCUCCGCUGACUUCUCCCUUCUAGUAGAACCUGCCGCAAGCACCCUAGUUCGCAUACUAGCCCAAUACCCCGAUGUUCUAAGAAACGCGGCCAAAACCCACGAACCCUCAACUAUUGUGACUUACCUCUUUAAAUUGACCCACCAGGUCUCUUCCUGCUACGACGUCCUAUGGGUCGCCGGACAGACUAAAGAAACAGCUACCGCCCGUCUAGCUCUAUAUGCCGCAGCAAGACAAGUCCUAAACAACGGCAUGCGUUUGAUAGGUCUGACUCCAGUAGACAGAAUGUAA